Molecule: messenger RNA, 1246 nt
Organism: Raphanus sativus (radish)
Lineage: Eukaryota; Viridiplantae; Streptophyta; Magnoliopsida; Brassicales; Brassicaceae
Product: zinc finger CCCH domain-containing protein 36
Exons: 3
Coding region: 247-984 (245 amino acids)
Molecular function (GO): metal ion binding; mRNA binding
Source: RefSeq, a predicted model, not a curated record
GAAAAAAAAAUCGAAUCAAAGAAAAUCGAAUCGAGAAGAGUUGGGAGAAAAGGAAAAUCUCAUCUUCCCCUCGACGACAAAACAAAACCACCACCCUUAGGGUUAAAAAAAGUUUACUUAUCUUUAUUAUUAUUCUCUCUACUCGUUUUUCCCUUUAGUUCCGAUUUCGAUUUUCUCUUUCUCCGAUUUAGACACACACAGAGAGAGUAGGGUUUCUAAUUUUCGGAUCUGUACUUUUUUUUUGCGAUGGAUGCUCGUAAGAGAGGACGGCCUGAAGCUGCUGGCUCAUUCAACAACUCCAAUGGCGGCGGAUUCAAGAAGUCUAAGCAAGAGAUGGAAUCUGGUUUAGGAAGCAAAUCGAAGCCAUGCACAAAAUUUUUCAGCACUUCUGGCUGUCCUUUUGGUGAGAACUGCCAUUUCUUGCACUAUGUUCCCGGAGGAUACAAUCCCGUAUCACAGAUGACCAACAUGGGAUCACCCAUGUCUCAAGUUUCCAGAAACAUGCAAGGAUCUGGUGGUGGUGGUGGUGGGGGGCGGUUCACAGGGAGAGGAGAGUCUGGGCCUGGCCAUGUCUCUAGCUUCGGUGCCUCAGCCACAGCCAAAAUCAGCGUGGAUGCUUCCUUGGCAGGCGCAAUCAUUGGAAAAGGUGGAGUCAGUUCGAAACAGAUAUGUCGUCAGACAGGAGCAAAGUUAUCGAUACAAGAUCACGAGAGAGAUCCGAACCUGAAGAACAUUGAGCUUGAAGGAACAUUUGAGCAGAUAAACGAAGCGAGCGCAAUGGUUAGAGAGCUGAUUGGGAGGCUUAAUUCGGCAUCUAGGAGACCACCUGGUGUUGGCGGCGGCGGCGGUCUUGGUUCGGAAGGGAAACCGCAUCCAGGGAGCAACUACAAGACGAAGAUGUGUGAGAGAUUCUCGAAAGGAAACUGUACAUUUGGUGAUAGAUGUCACUUUGCACACGGCGAAGCAGAGCUACGCAGGUCAUGAAUUGUUGCCUAGAGUUUGCUGGUGGAGUUAGAGAAUUCAAGUCUCUUUCAUUUGUGGUGGUGAUCUUUAGUAUUAUCUUUCCCCUACUUGUCUUUUUAGCUGUCUUUCUUCAUGAGAGAAUACAAUGUCAUUUUAAAGUGUUCCCUAUUUGUUUUUUUUUUUAGAAUCUAGUUUGAUUUGUAUGCUGUCUUUACUUGAUAUUCCAUGUUUUCUCUGUUUUUUUUUUUUAUUUUGGUCAUCUGAAUUUCAUUAAGUUUAAGAA